This is a messenger RNA of Sebastes umbrosus (honeycomb rockfish), 2443 nucleotides long. RefSeq names its product cyclic nucleotide-gated channel cone photoreceptor subunit alpha-like. The transcript has 7 exons. Gene Ontology annotation, molecular function: intracellularly cAMP-activated cation channel activity; cGMP binding; protein-containing complex binding. Lineage: Eukaryota; Metazoa; Chordata; Actinopteri; Perciformes; Sebastidae. The record is from RefSeq and is a predicted model, not a curated record. Gene Ontology annotation, cellular component: plasma membrane; intracellular cyclic nucleotide activated cation channel complex. Gene Ontology annotation, biological process: monoatomic cation transmembrane transport. Bases 48 to 1964 code for a protein of 638 amino acids.
UGUGACUGUGAGCUCAACACACUGUCCUGCUCCAUGUCUCCAGGCUGAUGGACACCCAGGAUCAGACAUCUUCAGUGGGGACAGGACCGCUGUCCAGGAUGUCCCACAUGAUGCGCCCUGGGAGGAGCAGUGUUGGCCCUGCAGAGUCCAGCCCCAGCAGCCAGAGGACAGAGGAGAACACAAGGAGCAGUGAUGGUCGGUCGGCCCUGGCUGCUCAAAACAUGAACAACUGCAACAACAAUGACGGUAAAAAAGAUGGCAAGACAGAGGAGCCCAAAAAGGACGACAAGAAAGAAGAUAAGAAAGACGACAAGAAAGAUGACAAAAAAGAUGACAAGAAAGACGACAAGAAAGAUGACAAGAAAGAUGCCAAAAAGGAUGAUAAAAAGGAAGAACCAAAGGAGGUGUGGAUCAUGGACCCCGCCACAGAUAUGUACUAUUACUGGCUGUGGACGAUAUCCAUCCCGGUGUUCUACAACCUGAUGUUACUGGUGGCCAGGUCUUGUUUUAAUGAGCUGCAGUAUCAGAAUACGACAAUGUGGAUAGUUUUGGACUACACUUCAGAUCUCCUCUACCUGAUGGACACCUUUGUUAGAUUCAGGACAGGUUUCCUGGAGCAAGGUCUUCUUGUAAGGGAUGAAAAGAUCCUGAAAGAAAGGUACAUGAAGACACGCCAGUUCCGAUUAGACGUCAUAUCGUUGAUUCCCACGGAUAUCGUAUUCCUCUAUAUUGGAAUCGGCAACGCAGAGUGGAGGUUCAACCGCCUCUUUAGGCUAGGCCGACUCUUUGAGUUCUUUGACCGGACUGAAACUCGAACAAACUUCCCCAACAUCUUCCGAAUUGGUAACCUUGUCCUUUACAUUAUCAUCAUCAUCCACUGGAACGCUUGCCUCUUCUUUGCCAUCUCCAAGACGCUCGGCUUUGGCUCAGACUCCUGGGUGUAUCCAGACCUAAAGAAACCGGAGUACGGUCGCCUGGCCAGGCAGUACAUCUACUGCUUUUACUGGUCCACUCUUACCCUGACCACUAUUGGUGAGACGCCACCCCCAGUCCGAGACGUUGAAUACUUUUUUGUGGUGGCUGACUUCCUCACUGGGGUUCUGAUCUUUGCCACGAUUGUAGGCAAUGUCGGUGCCAUGAUUUCCAACAUGAAUGCCGCACGUGUAGAGUUCCAGGCUAAGAUUGACUCUAUAAAGCAAUACAUGGAAUUUCGAAAGGUCACCAAAGACCUGGAGAUAAGAGUAGUGAAGUGGUUUGACUACCUGUGGACGGAGGAGAAAACCUGCGAUGAGAAGCUGGUGCUGAAGAACCUCCCAGACAAGCUAAAGGCUGAGAUAGCCAUCAACGUCCAUAUGGAGACCCUGAAAAAAGUACGCAUCUUUCAAGACUGUGAAGCGGGCUUGCUCAUUGAGUUGGUCCUUAAACUUCAGCCUCAAGUUUUCAGUCCUGGGGACUACAUCUGUAAGAAGGGGGACAUUGGCAGGGAAAUGUAUAUCAUCAAGGGAGGAAAGCUGGCUGUGGUAGCAGAUGAUGGGGUUACCCAGUUUGUGGUCCUCAGUGAUGGGGCAUACUUCGGAGAAAUCAGCAUCCUCGGUAUCAAGGGCAGUAAGGCGGGAAACCGAAGAACAGCCAACAUCCGAAGUGUGGGCUACUCCGAUCUGUUUGCCCUGUCAAAAGACGAUCUGAUGGAGGCACUCGUUGAAUAUCCGGAUGCAAAGACUCUGCUGGAGGACAAGGGAAAGGCCAUCCUGAUGAAAGAUAAUCUCAUAGAUGAGUCUCUGAUGUCUGUAAUUGACGCCAAAGACAUGGAGGAUAAAGUCAAUCGGAUUGAAGCCGGUAUGGACGUCAUGGCGGCCAAAUUUCGAAGGCUGACGGCCCAGUAUGAAUCUUCCCAGCGUAAACUCAAACAACGGCUCAGUAAUAUGUCGAACGAGGUCCGAACCCUCGGAGUAGACGAUGAGUAGAUCUUGGUCUUCUGAGGUCAUCCCACGGUACUGUAGGACUCUUUGUACACACCAAAUGGCAUAUGAACAGCAGCUGGACAGUGACCGUCUCCAUUCAUUAUUAUCACUACCGAGUAUCAAAAAACUGUCCGCAAUAGGGUAUCAGAUUCUCAGUCUUGUUUACAUCCUUUAAACAGUUGUUCUCGGAUCAUUUACUUUAUUUUGUACUGAUAUAUCCAGGCAUAGUUCUAUUACAGCUGUUUGUGAGUAACAAAAGGUGUCAAAAACCUUACCAAUUUGGUCUCGGAACUAAAAUUUGUGUCAUAUUUGCACCGGUUAUGUGAAGCCCUCACAUUGCAUUUCUGUGAUCAGUUACAAAGACAUCUGUCAAUGCUACAUGUAUAUUUAAGGCAAUCCACAAAAUGACCUGUAAUACCACUGUCACUUUGCCUAGAUCUUCAGUAAUAUGCACUUUUUCUUUGAUUACUCAUGUGAUUAAA